AAAAUUUUAGUAAAUAUUUUGAAAUAUGUUAUUUUAAAUUAACAAAACUCAGUACCCGUACAUUAUUAUCUUUACUGUAAAAAUGGGAGCUUUAUUAACAACCAGACAACACGAUGGUGUAGAAGAAAUUGAUAUUUCUUCCAAUCAUGCCUACAAGUAUCCACCCAGAUCUGGUAAUUACUUCGGUAGUCAUUUUAUUAUGGGAGGAGAAAGAUUCGACACGCCACAACCUGAAUCUUAUCUCUUUGGAGAAAAUUCUGAUCUCAACUUUUUAGGAAGUAGACCAACUCCAUUUCCAUAUCCUCCACCUCAACCAAAUGAGCCUACAAAGACUUUAAAAUGUCUUGUUAACAUUAGAAAAGAGUCUCUAAGAUUUGUUAGGACCAGUAAUGAUUAUAGUAAAUUAAAUAUUGAUAAAUGUGAAUAUAGAGAUGUUGAAUUGGGUACAAACACAUCAUUUAACAUUGAAUUUACUUUUGACUGUGAUGUCAGAUGUGCAAUAACAGUAUAUUAUUUCUGUACUGAAGAUUUUACCCCAAAUGGUGUGGCUUACAUUCCAAAAGAUCCGUCAAUAACAUCAGAGACUUUUCAUUAUAGCAGAGGUUCUAAUCAACAAUUUUGUCAACCAGCUCAUGUAUUUAAUCCAGCUAAAUAUAACGAAGAUGAACUGCUGUUUGAUGUAGAUAGAGAGAUAAUUCCAAUUGCUAUUCACUGUGUUACUGAAGAAGGGCCAGAAAUGAGACAGAGUCAUACUACCAUUGCUACUGUAGAAAAAAUCACUGAUGGAACAUAUCUGCUGAAGGCUUUGAAGCAAAAACUAUUUGUUGAUGGUUUAUGUUAUUUGCUGCAGGAAAUUUAUGGAAUUGAAAAUAAAAAUAAUGAAAAAGCUGGAGCUGAUGAUGAGACUGAAGACAAUGGUUCAGAAUGUGUCAUAUGUAUGUGCGAUGUCCGGGAUACUUUGAUCCUUCCUUGCCGCCACCUCUGUUUAUGUAAUUCUUGUGCUGAUUCCCUGAGAUAUCAGGCAAAUAAUUGCCCCAUAUGCAGAGCACCCUUCAGAGCUUUGCUGCAGAUAAGAGCGUUGCAGAAAUGUUCUAAUUCGAACCUAGCUGCUAUUAGCCCACCAGACGGCAGUUGCGACAAUAUCCCUCCCGGUUAUGAAGCUGUGUCCCUUAUAGAGGCGUUGAACGGUCCUUGCGCGCCUCGUCAACCACCCUCCGCUGCUAUGCCUGAUUUAGUCGAAACACCAGAAAAUGAACAUGCCAUACAAGCCGCCCAAAUUUUAAACAGGCAAUGUGAUCGUAGUACACCGACGAAAAAACGAGGAGGCAGUCUAGACUCUCCACCUAGUCCAGAUUACACACGAGAGGUAAGCAUGGUAGCUACAAGGAGAAUAGAGGAAGAGGAUAAAAACAAAGAUGGAAAGUUGCCGUUGUUGGAAAAGGAGGUAGAUAGAAGAAGAAAGAGAGAUGAUGUAAGACUGGUUAACGAGAAAGCCGAAAAGGAUGUAAAUGUAGACGAAGACAGCGAAACUGAAAAAUUAUCUCCACUCUUACAAAAAAUCGACAGAUCUAACAAGAGUAAUGGUAAUAAUUUAGCACUGAAUAUGGAAGAUGUAGUAGAUGCGAUCGAUGAUGCUGAUACUGACCAAGAAGAGACCCGUAAUACUUCUGAAAAAACUAAGACUUACGGUGAACGAGGUGAUGAAUCUGAUUAUUACACCCCUGACGAACCAGCGCCGUCUUCAGCGCCCUUGUACGAAGGAACUAACACCAGUUCCGUGGAAAGUACUCCUCAACGCCUACCGGGGACUCCCAUGUCGCACGCAAGUAUGCGUAGCAGCGGUGACAGUUAUACAAGCGGUUCCAGCACGCGCCAUCUAUUAGCAAUAGCCAGUACUGGGCUAAUUCAGGAUAAACCGGUCAAUGUUUAAGGAUUUACACGGAUUUUCGAUUAAUUUUUAAGAUUAUGCUUAGUCUGAUUAAGGUUAAGAAAGAUUUUAACCUCAUCCGUCCCUUUCUUCAAUUUGUCUGCGUGGUUUGUGUAUCUAUGUUGCUUAAAGCUUCUUUAUAAUUUUGAUAGUAGUAAUUUUAUUAGUUGUAUUGAUUGCCAGAAACGACAUGCUUCUAAAGGAAAUGACAUAUACUAUUUCAAAAAGCGUUUUUAGUUUAAAAACACGCUUGACAUGCAUUUAAACUUUAAUUUUGAUUUGCUGCUAUGGUAGCCACUAUACUUUGGUAAUAUGUAUUUUAAGAAUUGUUUUAGUCAUUUUGAACAUUUUAUCGCUCCAAUGGUCAUGUUACGAGGUCUGUCCCAAAAUUAAUUGAUCCAUGAGUAUAAUCCAUAUAAUAAGUAUGAUCCGCAUGAACCUUCGCAGUAAUCGCAAUUUGGCUUAGCAAUACGCACCCAUCGGUGCUUUAAGUACGUCUAAGUGGUUCUGUAAUCUAUUUUUUGUAGUAAAUGUCAGUGCUCUAUCUCAAAAUACAAUGUUCAGUGAAUUUUGCCGAGAACUGUUGUAAACGAUUAGAUGAAUGGGUUACGCAAUGCAGAAAUAAGUCGCAGCUCUCCCUAAAAUGGGAUCGUCUGUUCCCACUGCGUCACGUAAUCGUUUUAGAACUCAAACUUAUUUUUUUUUUGUUGAUUACCUAUUUUUUAAAAAACAACAUGGGCUCUCAUGUAGAAGUUUUCAUUGCGAAAACAUUUCCGGAUCAUACCCGUACACCCACAACUUGUCACUGGUAAAUAUUUU
Messenger RNA from Diabrotica balteata, 2746 nucleotides. The record is from the annotation of a GenBank genome assembly. NCBI's taxonomy places the organism in Eukaryota, Metazoa, Arthropoda, Insecta, Coleoptera, Chrysomelidae.